AUGGAUAAUUUUAUCUCUUUCACCAAAACCUACCAUAACAAGCCAUACCCCUCCAUUGACCCAACUCGCCCAGAGCUCAGUGCAGCCGGUAAAUUUGUCGCCAUCACUGGUGGCGGGACAGGUAUUGGCAGAUCAAUUGCUAUCGCUUUUGCACAAGCUAGAGCAUCAACCAUUGCUAUUCUCGGGAGACGUCCCGAUAGACUUGAAAGAGCUGCAGCCGAGAUCUCAGAGGCCAGUGGGGGCAAAACAAAUGUCAUUUUCGAAGCCGUCGACAUCAGCCAGCGCAGGAAAUUGGAUGCUGCGGUUGCAAACCUAGUCAAGAAGGCGAAUGACGCCAACAUUGAUAUUCUGAUCAGCAACGCCGGCGUUUCUCCUAAUGUAGGAGCUGUCGUCGGUUUCGAUGAAGCGGACUUUCGUCAGGGCAUUGAACUCAACAUCAUCGGCGCCUUCAACACCCUCCAGUCCUUCGGACCAUUCCUGACCAGCAAUGCCUACAUCUUCAAUACAUCCACCGGAUUGGUGCAUCUGAGGCCGAUCGCUCAAGGUUGGGCGUACACUGCCGUCAAAGCCGCCGUCUGGAAGAUGUUCGAGUAUCUGCAGGACGACAAUCCCGACUGGCACGUUGUCCAGAUUCAGCCCGGCGUCAUUCGCACUGAGCUGAAUGAGAGGUUUGACGUUGUUGGACAUGAUGAUCCUGCGCUUGCGGCUCAGUUCUAUGUUUGGCUGGCGUCACCAGAGGCGGAGUUUCUGAAGGGCAAGUUUGUUUGGGCGAACUGGGAUGUCGAUGAGCUAAAGGCUCGCGCUGAUGAGAUAAAGAACUCUCUUCUCUUUAAGAUUACUCUUAACGGUGUACCCAUGUGA
Fusarium tjaetaba is the source of this 861-nucleotide messenger RNA. RefSeq lists its product as uncharacterized. Gene Ontology annotation, molecular function: oxidoreductase activity. Lineage: Eukaryota; Fungi; Ascomycota; Sordariomycetes; Hypocreales; Nectriaceae. The record is from RefSeq and is a predicted model, not a curated record. Gene Ontology annotation, cellular component: cytosol. Bases 1 to 861 code for a protein of 286 amino acids. The transcript is spliced from 2 exons.